AUGACUAAAGAUUCUCUUCUAAAAAAAGGUGGCCAAGCCUUUAUUAUUCAUAAAGGAAAAAAAUCAAUAAGCAAAGUUUUCAUCAGUGAGAAAUCAUUUUAAAGAGAAAAUAAUAUCUAACUAAAUUUCAUCUAGCCUUUGAAUAAAAUCUUUAAGAAUAAACCUUUUGCUGAGGCUUAUCCAUAAAAAAAUACAAAGAAUCUUAAUAAAAAAGAAUUUAAAAUGAAAAAAUACGAUGGUGACUUGCAAACUUAUUUAGAUAAAAAUCCCAAUCUAAGUGAAGAAGAAGUGCGCCUGUUAUUUGUUAAAAUUAUUUAUCCGGUUUUUAUUUUACACAGAUGCAAAAUAUAUCAUGGAGAUCUAAAGCCAGAGAAUUAUCUGUAUAAGAUAUGCAAAAGAACUAAGGAGUUAUUUAUUUAUUUAACAGAUUUUGGUGGUGCUGAUAUACUCAGUUCUCGAAAUGAAAAAAUCCACACGCCUUAUUGCUACUCUCACAAAUUCCAUCCUAUUAAUUUAUUAGACUAAAAUCAUCCACAUUUCAACCCCUUUUCAGCUGAUUGCUAUAUGCUUGGGGUAAUUUUAUCUCGCAUGUCUUCACACUUAAAAGACAUAUCUUCUGAUUUGAGAAUUUUAUUAGAUCUUCUUAUUAAUUAUGAACUGUAAAUUGAGUAAUUAAUUUUAUUUAGAUGGAUAAAUUGCAGUGAAAAAGCUAGAGAUUUAAUUCUUAAAUUAUCUAAAGCAAGUUAAGAUUGUGAUUAAAAAGAAAACACAUCUGAAAAUAAACAAAACAUGCAUUAAUUAUUUGGUUACUAAUAAAGUCUAUAGAUUUAAAAUCCUAUUUCUUAAAACAUUUAUUAUCAGCCCAUUUAAUACUAGUACUAAGUUUAUAAUCCUUAUUCAUAUCCAUACGAUUUUAACUAUGUUUAAUUGAUUCAGAAUAGUACUUUACCAUAUUCUCCUAAUAGCAUUAUAUAUAACAACCUAACAUAUAAUUCAUAUCAAUAAUCAUUAUCCUUUAGUUAAUGA
Molecule: messenger RNA, 1026 nt
Organism: Tetrahymena thermophila SB210
Lineage: Eukaryota; Ciliophora; Oligohymenophorea; Hymenostomatida; Tetrahymenidae
Product: kinase domain protein
Exons: 1
Biological process (GO): protein phosphorylation
Molecular function (GO): protein kinase activity; ATP binding
Source: RefSeq, a predicted model, not a curated record